Molecule: messenger RNA, 285 nt
Organism: Puccinia graminis f. sp. tritici CRL 75-36-700-3
Lineage: Eukaryota; Fungi; Basidiomycota; Pucciniomycetes; Pucciniales; Pucciniaceae
Exons: 1
Coding region: 1-285 (94 amino acids)
Source: RefSeq, a predicted model, not a curated record
AUGGCCAGUGGCGGCACUGACGACAUGUUGAGCUUUCCGAUAGGAGUCAUUAUGGGUCACCGGAUUGGAGGGGUCGGCCAAGGUGCUAUCAAUCAGUCGAUUCGCUCGACUGGUCGCGCUCGACAGGAAUGGGGCUUGCGGGACACGCGUCGAUGUGGCUUUCAGGGAUGUCAGACUGGCCGCUUUCGAGUAACUGCUCUUGGCUCGUCCAGGUCGUCGAUUAGUUGCUGUAGGCUUCUCUUUCCGAAUCACAAAUUUGUCCAUCCUGGGGGCUUCUGGUUAUGA